This is a messenger RNA of Rotaria socialis, 1926 nucleotides long. The record is from the annotation of a GenBank genome assembly. Lineage: Eukaryota; Metazoa; Rotifera; Eurotatoria; Philodinida; Philodinidae.
AUGAAUCCUCACGAACAUCUCUUAUCACGAACCGUGAAAAAUAGUCCACAACAUUUAACAAGACGUCAAAGAACGCACUGUUUGAAAGCUGAUCAAAAAGCCCAGUACAAUCAACAAUUACUUUCAACUUUAAAUCUUCUUCAUUGGCCUGAAUCACACUAUGAUUCACCAAUCCACAUUCAUCAUCGAACCUCCACAUCUCGUCUUUAUGGAAUCCUCCAGAAAAUUUCGAAUGUUCAUUUAUAUACGAUUGAUACGGAGUCGGGUAAACCUACUCGAAUUCACCCCCAUUCAAUAUCAGCAAUUAUUCACAUACAAGCCAUUCAUGAUGAACAUUGGACCACAAUCAUUAUUAUUGAACUCAUCACUUGGGGUGAUCUCGUGAAGAAAUUACAUCCCUUCCAACAAUUUAAUCUUUUCGAUAUCUCUCAAGUUACAAACACAUUUAACCUCCAGGAUUAUUUUGCUCAACAAUGGAAUACAGCACAUCCACAUACAGCUGAUUGUUUAGCUCGUCAUCAACCUAUCAUUGAAGAAUCAAUUUCCGAUGAUUUUCUGGUGUGUUUGGUGAAUUCAGAUGAUUUUGAUGAUGAAUUUGAUCCUACACAUCCUAUUGAUGACUAUAAUACUUGUAUUUGUCCUAGUGAAAUUCGUCCUUAUAAAACUAAACAGGCCUUAUGGUCCUUGCCAAAGGCAGUUGAAUUUACAUUUGAUUUAUAUUUAGAUAAGCCAAUUAAUAUGACCAAUUGGUCCUGUGGACUUGACUUAUAUUUACAUACGUGUCGUCUUGAUACAGAUAAACGUAUUCGUCAAGCUCUAGUUUAUUACGCUAUCAGUGAUCUUUUCGCUUCCACUCAUUUAUAUUUUCACUUUAACAUUCGCUCUACACCAUCUGAUCCUUUAACAUAUCCUAUUAGCGUAAACAACAUUCAACCUAAUCAAUUACACGCUCCAGCGAUGUUUUUUAUUAUCACCGAUAGUCAUGGCAAAUAUUUUCCACCAAUUAUUCAAACACCAUCCUAUAAACUAAUUACUUACUCUAUCUCCGGGUUACAGUGGGUAAACACCUAUAACACUAAAUUAUGUACUCGACCGUUGCUGCUCUCCUCAUCUAUAACAUCUAUUUUAUCUUCGUGUACAGGAGUUUUGUUCCUCAUUGGAACUAAUUCCGUUCGUAAUACCUUAGCGUUACAAAUUAUAACUCAAAUUGAAGACAUAAUUUCUCUGCUGCGAUCUCAUCAUCCUCAUCUUUUACAUAAAACCGACAUAACAGUCGCCACCGUUUUCCCCUGCUAUAAACCAUCGUUCCGAUUUCAAACACAUUCGUUGUUACCGUCUAACAUAAAUAACUACAAUGAACUUCUAAAGAAUUUAUCAAGUCUACGUAAUUUUUCUAUUCUUGAUCUUCCAAUCAACGGUGACCAUCUGGGUCAUGAUGGAAUGCAUCUUGAUUCCAUAGAUAUUUCAUAUCUAAGUAAUACCAUUCAAGAAUACGUUCACGACUUGAUGAGUAAACGAAUCACACCCGUAAAGUCUCUAAGUCGUUCACGGACAGCACUAAAUCGUCGUAAUAAGAAACGUCAUGAGAAACUAAAACAAAAACAAAAGACUCAUGUCGUAAUUCGACAUAUCGAUCGAAUAUGGCCUUUAAAAUACAUAAAAGCUUAUCUAAUGUAUAAAAACAUUAAAUAUAAUCGGUUACCCGAAAUUUGGCAACAAAAACUUUGUAUUCAGUUUACUAAUCCUGUUCAUCGAGAACACGCUGAAAAAACAUUGACUAUUAAUGAUUUCGAUGAACAUAGUUAUUCUGAAUGGUGUUCACAAGUAGACCUACGACAGUUCCAUAUUAGUUCCGAUCUUCGGAACUGUCUCACAAGUUCUUUGAUCGGAACUGAACUGUCUGAACAGUUUUUUGCUCGGAACUGA